AUGGCUUCACAAAAAAAACCAAAAUUUGAUUCAUACUCACCGUUCAAAAUGGUUUAUGACGAAAUCUGGGUGAGCUCAUUGACAGAUGCAGAAUUGUACAGACAAUUGAAAGCUUUAGGCUUUGACAUUGGACCAGUUGUUAUCAACACAAGGAAGGUUUAUGAACGUAAGUUACUACGGGCCCUGAACAAUUCAUCACCUGAGCAGUUUGGCAAUCCCGAGUUGGUCGGUGGGGAUGCAUCGAGUUCAGUCAGCAAUACUAGGGAAGAUCGAGCAGACCACAGCUACUCAGGCUCAGGUGACCAGGGCCGCUCCCUCCAACCGCCACCUUCGUUAGUCAGGGGAGUAAUGACAAGGUCCUCUGGUGUCAGUCCGCCUGGUCAGUCAACAAACAGGCCCACCACCUUGCCAUGGCAGCAACAGCAGCAGCAAGAACGUUUUUCACAAGAUAUUGAAGAAUACGUCAUCAACGACGAUGAUGUUGGUGGUGGUAGUCGGGUGAAUUUGGAAAGAACCGGUGGAUAUGAGCGCCCUCAUGAUGUUGAAUCUGUUGCCAGGGAGGCUGGCUCGUCUGGACAGUCCAUUGUGGCUAGUCGUUCGUGGUCCAGUACUGUCACCUCCUCAUAUCCGGCCCCAGCUACUUCUAAAGCUACUACAGCUGCUUCUUCAUCUUUUGCUAGAAGUUCUGCUAGUGAUUAUGAUGAUCACAUGAGAAGAGCAUGUGACCAAGCAUCUACACAUGCUGAGGGGCAAUCUCUUUUUGGCCAGAUCGACAUCAACCAAUUUCGUCGGCGUCCGCUGCACGACAGACCGCGACCAGAGCCAGACCAAAAGCUGUCGCUAAUACGAAGAUUUCGACAGUUUGAACAACAGCAAAGAGAAUUUGAGUUACAAGGGCUUUCUGGUUGUUACUCUUCUGACGAAUCACCAGAGAGAUUUGGAGGUCGUCCAAUGAUAGAACGCCCUGCUGGUGCAGCCGCUUCCCCUGCUCCUAUUGCACCAGGGUUUGGCAUUCCGUAUUGGUACAUUGAGUUGUUCGUCCUGGCCAUGAUAAUGCUCUGGCUGUUUGGGGCACUGGUCUACAUGUACCUCUACCCCAAAGAUGGCUUGCACCUCUUUGCGGAAGUACAAUUUGAGAAAGAGAUGUUUGUAAUAAUGGCUCUCAUCAACGUCAUCGUCCAAAGGCAAUUUAACGAUGACAGAUGAUGAUGUUGAUGAUGGUUGUGGUGGCUGGUGGUGAUCGUUAUUGACAUUACCAUCGGUCGCUUCGCUAUAGUCAUCAUCACCACCGACACCAUCCUCAUCUUCGUCCUCCUCAUCAUUCUCAUCAUUAUCAAUUUUUAGCACUUUCGUACGAAGCAUUAACUUAUUUUUCUCAUUCAUUUAGCUUAAUGGUAAUUUAACUAGCAGCACACUAUCUUGCUCUUACCAGAAAUAUCAACAUCAUUAUCGUCAUCGUUAAUGACGUCAUCGUUAUUAUCAGUGACAUCACCAUCGCUGCCAUUGUCGUUCUAUAUUUUUAGCACUCAUUCACAAUGUUUUUACUAGUUUCGUUCACUUAUGUUUAAUGAUGGUUCACUUCUAACACACGUUCGUCUUCUCUUAGUGGGACUUUGACGUUUUUUUUCUAAACUUAGCACUAAUACGUAUCGCCGGACACAAAUUAUAAAUGUGAUUUAUUAAUUAAUGUGUAUACGUGUGUGUGUGUGUGAAUUAAUAUUUUUUAGUUUUGUGAUACAUCUUAGUUUUUUUUUAUUGAAAAGUGGCCUUCGUAAUUCAACUUUUUAGGCAAUUAUUUUAUUUAUUAUGCUUUGACAAUUAUAACUUAUUAUGAUUGUAAUAUUAUUAUUAUUAUUUUACGAAUAUUAUUAUUCUUUUGUCAUGUCACUUUAGUUUUACUCACGUCUGGACACCUCAAUUUUUUUGAAAAAUUGUAAAAAAGAUCUCUUUUUUGGUCGUUCUUCGAGUCUUACUGUUUCAAUAAAUCCAAUUCAAAA
Helobdella robusta is the source of this 1997-nucleotide messenger RNA. RefSeq lists its product as hypothetical. The transcript has 9 exons. The record is from RefSeq and is a predicted model, not a curated record. NCBI's taxonomy places the organism in Eukaryota, Metazoa, Annelida, Clitellata, Rhynchobdellida, Glossiphoniidae. The coding region runs from base 1 to 1206 and encodes 401 amino acids.